Messenger RNA from Rodentolepis nana, 2172 nucleotides. NCBI's taxonomy places the organism in Eukaryota, Metazoa, Platyhelminthes, Cestoda, Cyclophyllidea, Hymenolepididae. The record is from the annotation of a GenBank genome assembly.
AUGUUUUCUGUCCCAAAAAUAGGCAGAAAAGUUUUAGAGUUCUCGUGCUUGAUGAACGAUCAACAGCAGUACUAUCGUCUUGCCUCAGAAUGCAAGACAUUUAUGACACUGGAAUUACCUUCGAUAAGUCGACUUUUAAAGGAUUUUUCAACUAACCCCAAAACGUACAAAGCAGCCUACGUAUAUUUUACAGUCGCCCCGUCCGAAGAUAUACUUAAACAAAUUUCAACCUCCCAUUGCAUAAGAUAUUUUAAGGCUCUUGUAGUUCUUAAUCUUGGAUUUUUACCUAUUGAAUCACACAUAUUUUCAAUAAAUUGUUACGAAACUGCCUGGCUCUACACAAGUCCGAUAGAUCGAGUACCUGAUAUGAAUGCUCGUUUGGAGAGUCUAGCGGAACAAAUCGCAACAAUAUGUGUUACACUCAAUGAAUUUCCGAAAAUUCGCUAUAGAAAACGAGCUAACAAUCUAGAGCUCGCUCAAUUUGUUCAAAUGAAGCUUGCAAAACACAAGGAAGAUAAUCCUCAACUUGGUCAAGGUCCUCAUAAAGAUAGAAGCAUUCUUCUUAUAUUGGAUCGUGGAUUUGAUCCACUCACUCCUAUCCUUCAUGAUCUUACACUCCAACCGUUAAUUCGAGAUUUAAAGGAUAUUGAAAACAAUGAAUAUGCUUACGGAAAUGGACAUAACUUCGAAUUAACAGACAAGGACAAGCUUUGGAAGGAGCUUCGAAAUGAGCAUAUUGCGGAUGUUUCGAGGAACUUGCCGUCUCGACUAAAGGCUUUCGCGGAAAGCAAGAAGCACUUCCUGGCAUCUAAAAAGAGAGCAAGUGAACUUAGUAGUUUAGGAAGUCAGCGCGGUUCAAUUGAAUCUAUUGAUAGUGCAGCAUCAUCUGGCGUUGUGAACUACGGAGCAGAAGUUCCUCCGGAUGUAUCCAGUUCUUCCAAGUCGAGCACUGCAAUGCUACGAUCUCUCCAGGUCAUGGUGCACGAGAUGCCCCAAUAUCAAAAGGAAGCUGCUAGCUACAAUGCCCUUGUCUCUAUCACUGACUACUGCUUAUCAGCCUGCCGGGAGAAUAUUAAUACACUUUGUUCGGUCGAACAGGACUUAGUAAUGGGACAGACAGCACAGGGAGAUCCUCUGGCGAACCCAAUGAUGUCACUUGUCAAUGUCUUGAAGCCUGAUUCAAUGUCAGAAGUGGAGAGAUUCCGACUCAUUAUGAUCUUCAUUCUAACUCAAGGAGGUAUUAUCGAGUCAAAUCUGGAGAAACUGCUUGACUACUCUCGCCUUUCAUUGACUUACAAAUCUCUUGUUGCUGCAAUGUCCUCGAUUGUUGGCGCACGUCUCAUUACAAGCACUGACGGCUCAUUCGACUCACCACUAUUUCGAGGGCUCCCGGAAAUUAACAGAGCACCCCCUUUCAUUCAAUACUAUCUGCCAACAAAGGGCAAACGGCUCCAUGAUGUGGACGAAAAUUCCUACGCCCUCUCACGAUGGACACCCUAUCUUGAUGAUCUUCUUGAGAAAUGUAUUUCAGAUACUUUGGACUCUCAGUACUUCCCCUACCUCAUGGGUUCCCAAGCCGCACUUUCACAAGCCAGCGCCUUCCUUCAGGCACCAGCCAUCGCUGCCACAUCAGAUGUGGAUAUACGGGGUCCCUCUGCUCGUUUUCGAGCUCCUUCACCAGCUCCCAACUCUGGAGCUGGUGGUGGACCAGGAGGAUCCGUUAAGGGACCGGCUGGAUCCUCUGCGGGUGACUCGAGAGGACACCUGCGCACUGGAAGUGGACAUAUUGGAGGCGAGAACCAAAUCUUUGGUCAGUCGCGAAUGAGCGAUCAUUGUGGUCCUCGACUCAUCGUGUUUGUGGUUGGUGGAGCUUCUUGGCCCGAAACUAGGGUCUGCUAUUCAGUCACUCAAAAGUGCAUUGAGGCUCGUUUGGCAAGCAGUGAGAAGUCCACAGCUAUAGCAUCAGCAAUUCCCCUAAAGGGAAAAGGUCACCUAAAUAAACAUCUCCGCAAAUCAGUUGGUGGAACGUCAUCAACGGACGCACCUCAACAACGCGUUCUCCAAAAUGGCGGUGGAACAGGCUGGAAUUGGGAGGUCGUCUUGGGUGGAACUGGUAUUCUUACACCAAAGCAAUUCGUCACCAAUUUGCAGCAUCUCGUCGACAAUACGUGA